This is a messenger RNA of Postia placenta MAD-698-R-SB12, 1020 nucleotides long. RefSeq lists its product as hypothetical. Bases 1 to 1020 code for a protein of 339 amino acids. The record is from RefSeq and is a predicted model, not a curated record. Lineage: Eukaryota; Fungi; Basidiomycota; Agaricomycetes; Polyporales; Adustoporiaceae. The transcript is spliced from 8 exons.
AUGUCAACAACCGAAGUGGUGCACGGCGGCAGCGGUAGCAGCGAGCACAUCGAGUUGGUAGUCGUCGAGGGUCGCCGACCUAAGUCUCCAGUGCAGGUAGCGAGGGUAGCGCCAGCAGAUCCAAGGAGGAAGGCAGGAGAUGUCGCGAAGCACGCAAGCACAGAGUCAGCAGCGCGCAAUGCGUCUGAGCCUGUCGAAACAACGACUCCACAAAAGCUGUAUAGAGAGACUGUGGUCGGGAGUGUAGCGACAGACCAUGAAGGGAGCACGAACAGGGAUAGAAGCGACGGGAGAACAGAAACACCACUUGAAGAACAAGACAUUGCGGAUGCGCUCACGCCCGAAACGUAUCCGCUUACCGGUCCAAGCCUCAGCGUCGUUGUCGAUGACGGGUCAGUCACACGGACGGCUGCUGAGGCCGCACACGAAGACCCGUUCGAGAGCAUAGAAGCGGCAAUGGUCAUGGUUGCUUUCAUGGGCGGAAUCAUAGCCACCGGUCCACGUACGGUUGCACGCUACGGCAUCUGGCUCCCUUUCCUGACCCUGGGCUUCUUCUGGUCCAAGCCCCGACAGGACCUGGUGGCUGAAUUCUUGUGGGACGUGAUCUUCGUCCUCUUGGCCUCGCGCUUUGGGUUCCUGAUCGUGGUCCCCGUCAUGAUGAGUGUAAUAUGGCAACAUAUACGUCAUGGUGGGCUGAGGAGGAUUGGAGAGCAUAGCCUGUCGCGUUUCAGCAGGGAGUCCACCGAUGAAGUCAAAAUGGUUGUGUUCAAAGUGCAUGCAAGGCGUGCACUUGGAGCGGGAGGGAAGGGGAUGAAGGAGGCAGAGAGAGAGGAAGACAUGAAGAAUAAUCUCCGCUCAAUACACGUCACCGAUGCAGCCCGCAGCUUCUACUUCCAAGGUCCUGCCGUGUUGCUCGAUAUCUCAGAUCCCAGGGGCCCCGCUCCGACCUCCAUGGGCGCACGCUCUCACUGGGUGGGAUCAUCGCACAACGCCUGCGUUACUAUAGUGCGGGCAACCUAG